AUGAAACUCGACUUUGAAUUGAACAAAAAAGAAAGACAAGCUUCAGAUGACAAAGGAUCAAUGGAAAAAGAUUCAUACGACCAGCAUGCUCCUACCGCCACAGCAUCAACAGAUCACAAUCAUAGUAAUAACCGAGUGAUCGUCGACAGCAAUGUGGGCAUGAAUUGGUACCUCAUUGCAAAAAUGGGCAACAUUCAGUUUCUGUUGUCAUGUAUUGCAUCCAUAUCACUACUGGCAACAAUGAGUAUUAUCGGCUUUUCGUUACUUCGUUUCACAUCAUCAGCUUGGACCACUUAUCUAAUGUCAACAGCAUACAUUGCUGUUAGAGCAUAUCACAGCGUAUCAUGGAUUGAUAUCGGAAAUUUCAGUGGUAGAUGGCGUUCAUAUCCGCAUGUGAUCGCCUACUGCGGAAUGGUAAUGUUCCAAACAGUGAUCUAUAUGAGCAGCCUAUGCUGGGUAGCAUACUCACUCUACGGUGCCGAAUAUCAGCUGCAUAUUACACUUCACACAGAUUCUAUGCUGUCGACUACGAAUCCAAAUGCACUCUUGAUGCUGAUUGUCGUUGAGAUGCUGUCGUUAAUGGGCACCGUGUUCACUGGCGUGUUCGGGAUGAUCGCUUGUUGCCGUGGCCUCGGAAAGAUUCUGCAUCACAUGGAACAACUCAUUGUGGUUGGUUUGCAGGAGUUUACUUGGUUAUGA
Molecule: messenger RNA, 699 nt
Organism: Angiostrongylus costaricensis
Lineage: Eukaryota; Metazoa; Nematoda; Chromadorea; Rhabditida; Metastrongylidae
Source: the annotation of a GenBank genome assembly